GGGGGGGGGUGGUAGAGGAAGUACAAGAGAUACCGUCAAUCCAACCAAGAGAUAUAAAGAGGGAAAGUGAUACAGAAACGGAAGAAAAGAAAAACAACGGAACAUUUUCUAAUUUUUUUUAAUCCGCCAAAAGCCAGGCAGACACCGCGCAGAGAGCGAGGGGGAGGAGAGUGUUUUUUUAUGAAUGAAAUGGUGACUCAGGCCGAUGUGUCAUACACCCCGACGUCUUUAUAAAGGGAGUUUAAACAAGCCUAAACAUUUCACUGCGCGAAAAAAUAAGGCUAACACACACUCGCAUCCUUCUCUCUCUAUGCACUUAUCUGUCUCUCCCUGUGUCAAUCUGUCCAUCUGUAUCUGUCUGUAUGUCUAUUUCAAACUAUCGGCCAGUUAAACGUUAACAGAACUAGGCUAUCCUAUAACUUUAACUCGGGGAAACAACGUUUUGACUUAUUUAUCUUUUUCUUGAUCGGUCUAAUUUGGGUUCAUUCAUUCAAUCAGCGGAUUUCUUCAUUCAUUCACUACUCUGCCCCUCUUCUUUCUUCAACGUAUUACCUCCCUCAAUUAUUACGCGGAGUGAGCGAAAGAGAGAAGAAACUUGGAGCACGUGACCGUUUCCGGAGUUCUAUUUAUUUAUUUAUUUUCCUAUUUAUUUGUUAAUUUAUUUAUUUAAUUGUAUUUAUUUCCUUAUAUCAAAUCUAUUUGUACCCUGGACCUGAACAAAUAUGAAAUUGCUGGUUGAUACCUCCUUCUCGCUCCUGUUCUCGCUGCUGUUGGCACAGCUACCCGUGCUUACAUCGGCAGCCCCUCACAAUCAUCGGCGGCUCCCUGACCUUGAAAAGCUGACCAAUCAGACGAGAAAUUUGCUCAGACUGACCCAAGACCUUCUGAAAGACCAUGUGAUUACCACAGAUAUUGAGCACAGAUUAAAAUCCCUCCCAGCUAUGACCAACAAAGCAAGUGAUCUCAGUUCCCUAAAGCUUAAGGAAACUUUACCACAGCUUCUCGUGGACCUCCAGUCCUUCGAACUCCACUUUGAAUGGCUCACCCGGCCGACAUGGAAACACGUACACGCCGCCUCGUUCAACUUGUCCAAAUUAAGAGAGUUGACUUCACAUAUCAAGACAUUUCGUGCCUUCCUCCAACGUCAGGUGUUGAAGGUGGACGCACAGUGGCUGCCGUCCCCCACGCCUUCCCUCCCACCCCUCUCCGGUGCCUGGGACAUGGUGCAGUCCUCCCUGGAGGUGCUUCAGCAGUUCCGUCUCUUCUGUGAUUGGGCGUCUCGAGCCCUCCUGACUCUCAAGUCCAAGAACUGAUGGCAGUGCCAUGAUGGUCCACUACAUCUCCAGACUUCCAUGCAUGCAUCGACCAAUGUCAUUUCAUUAGAUACUAUGGGAGUCCAAGUGGAGGGUCCUUAGAACUUCUGUCCUCUUUCUUUUCCUUUUUUUUUUACCCAUUUGGUUCAUGGUUAUUUGUUAUUUAUUUAUGUAUUUAUUUAUUUAUGUUAGUUAUUUAUUUGAUGCUAUUAUUUAUUUUGUUUUGUUUUUUUUAUAGCAUUAUUAUUUACACUUACUUAUUUUUAGAGUUGUGAAUUGAGGUCUUGAUGCCCUCCUGUUCCUUGUCCCUCCACACUAUAACUGUCAAAAUAAGGGGAGGAUGAGACACAAGUAGCACUUCUUCAAUUCAGAGCCUCUUAUGAAACUGAUUGUAUUUUAAACAAUUUUCUUUUGUAAGUCAUGCAACAUGACUUAAAUGGUAUUUCAUUAAAAAAAGGUGGCUGAGUUUACAACCUCCUGCCACUAGAUGUAGCAGUAAGAUAGGGGAAUGAAAUCUUUGUACUGUGCUGUAUUUAGUGUAAAUAUGAAGUCCCUCAACGUCUGAGCCUGGAUCAGUUUAAAAAUUUUGCACAAAGUUUUGUUUUCGGGCAUGGAUUAGGGCUCAGUUAGCUGAUCUUGAAUCAGUGUUGGGGGGGUUCUAGUUUAUUGGAGCAUUUAUAAGUACACUGUACAGGAUUGUGAUAAUAUAUUACUUUACAGCAGUACAUACCUGCACCAGAAUGUACUUAGCAUAUAAUUGUAUAAAGUGCGAUUAUGUAUUAUAGUUCCCCAACAUAAAGAGGAACAGUCAGCAUUCAGUGAAAUCAUUGCCAUCACGUCACUUCACUUUAGCGACAUAUUUUCCAGCAUUUAGUAUUUUUAUACAGUAUUUACUAUUUAUUAUUUAAACGUUAAUUUUUGAUAAUUUAUUGAAAUUGCACAGAAGCAAGCCUUCUGUAAUUUUGUACUUUUAUACUAUUGUCAUUUGGACAUUUCUGUUGUUAUCACUGUUAAUACUGAAAAAAAAAAAUUGUGCUUACAACCAAAACUGAAUGUUCACAUGCAGGGCCUGCAUUAUGCAGGCACCGGAGGACAGAAAUGUGAAAUGUGUAUUUUGAACAUGGUAAGAAAUAAUAAAGUGUCCUGAUACAACUGAACAAAUAAACUAAAUUUAUAUAUACAUAAAAAACUGAUGUUUUCCCUCUCCUCCAAUCCCAAAUUUCCAUAUCCUUCUAACAAAUGUCCAAGAAGGACCCUAUUCUAAUAUAUAAUUCUCUAAGAUGUGCAGUUUGGUCAGGACCUGCAAUGAGGAGGACCCUGUUACGUUCCCUUGCUUUGUGGAGUCUCUGCGUACAUGACUCAGUCCUGCAGGUGGAGCUAAUUAAGGGCUAGAUUGCCUAAUUGAUGGCGUGCCCCUGUGUCCACCUGACAGCCCAAGAAGAUAAAUCCUGAAGACAGUGGAGUUCGAGACUCGUUUUUUAAAAAAAUAUUUAUUUGCCGCUACCAUGUUUCCCUGUAUGUUUUGUUUUCAGUUUGUUUUGUGUUUUUCUGCUGUAGGUUACUGGUGCUCUGACAGUUUCUUUUCUUUGUUGUUUUUAACACAUUUUUUGAUGGUUAGGUCAGAGUCGGAACAGUCGUCCCUUUUGCUUUGUCUCGGUAUCGAGGUUUAGCAUUGUGUUUUGUUCUGGAUAAGAAGUAUCCAAGCCAAGUUCUGACCUUUCCUUCUGCCUGUUAACCUACGUGUGGUAAUGUUUUUUUAUGUUCGUAAUAAACUUUAUCCUUUUGUUAUUGUUAUGUA
This is a messenger RNA of Anguilla rostrata (American eel), 3111 nucleotides long. It is a transcript of the gene il11a, whose product is annotated as interleukin 11a. Gene Ontology annotation, biological process: positive regulation of MAPK cascade; positive regulation of cell population proliferation. NCBI's taxonomy places the organism in Eukaryota, Metazoa, Chordata, Actinopteri, Anguilliformes, Anguillidae. The coding region runs from base 723 to 1313 and encodes 196 amino acids. Gene Ontology annotation, molecular function: growth factor activity; cytokine activity. The record is from RefSeq and is a predicted model, not a curated record. The transcript is spliced from 5 exons. Gene Ontology annotation, cellular component: cytoplasm.